Molecule: messenger RNA, 1464 nt
Organism: Schistocerca americana (American grasshopper)
Lineage: Eukaryota; Metazoa; Arthropoda; Insecta; Orthoptera; Acrididae
Product: acetylcholinesterase-like
Exons: 9
Biological process (GO): acetylcholine catabolic process in synaptic cleft; choline metabolic process
Cellular component (GO): plasma membrane
Molecular function (GO): acetylcholinesterase activity
Source: RefSeq, a predicted model, not a curated record
AGUGUCCCUCUCGCCCGUCAAGGAAACGCCGCCGCCGACCCCCUGGUCGUCGCCACCACCAGCGGGCUCGUGCGCGGCCGCUCCGUCACCGUGCUCGGCAGGGAGGUGCACAUCUUCACGGGCAUCCCGUUCGCGAAGCCGCCGCUGGGCCCGCUGCGCUACCGCCGGCCCGUCCCCGUGGACCCGUGGCACGGCGUGCUCGACGCCACCGCCAUGCCCAACUCCUGCUUCCAGGAGCGCUACGAGUACUUCCCCGGUUUCGAGGGCGAGGAGAUGUGGAACCCGAACACGAACGUGUCUGAGGACUGCCUGUACCUGAACAUCUGGGUGCCGCAGCGGCUGCGGCUGCGCCACGCCGCGCCCCCGGCCCCCGGCGCCGCCCCCGGCGUGCCCAUGCUGGUGUGGAUCUACGGCGGCGGCUACAUGAGCGGCACCUCCACGCUGGAGGUGUACAGCGCGGACCUGGUGGCCGCCACCAGCGACGUCAUCGUCGCCUCCAUGCAGUACCGCGUCGGUGCCUUCGGCUUCCUCUACCUGCCCGACAUCGGCGACGGCGAGGAGGCGCCGGGCAACGUCGGACUCUGGGACCAGGCGCUGGCGAUCCGGUGGCUGCGCGACAACGCGCAGGCGUUCGGGGGUUCCCCGGAGCUGAUCACGCUGUUCGGCGAGUCUGCGGGCGGCGGCGCCGUCUCGCUGCACCUGCUGUCGCCCGUCACCAGGGGGCUGGUGCGGCGGGGGAUCCUCCAGUCCGGCACGCUCAACGCGCCCUGGAGCUACAUGACCGCCGACAAGGCCAAGGAGGUGGCGCGCCAGCUGGUGGAGGACUGCGGCUGCAACGCGUCUCGCGUCGACUCGGCGCCGCUGCAGGCGAUGGCGUGUAUGCGCGCCGUGGACGCGCGCACCAUCUCGGUGCAGCAGUGGAACUCCUACUGGGGCAUCCUGGGCUUUCCCUCCGCGCCCACCAUCGACGGCGUCUUCCUGCCCAAGCACCCGCUCGACAUGAUCGACGACGCCGAGGACCUCACCGACACCGAGAUCCUCAUCGGCUCCAACCAGGACGAGGGCACGUACUUCAUCCUGUACGACUUCGUGGACUACUUCGACAAGGACGCGGCCACGUUCCUGCAGAGGGACAAGUACCUCGAGAUCGUCAACACCAUCUUCAAGAACUUCUCACCGCUCGAGAGGGACGCCAUCAUCUUCCAGUACACGGACUGGGAGCAGCUGGGAGAUGGUUACCUCAACCAGAGGAUGGUUUCGGACGCCGUCGGCGACUACUUCUUCAUCUGCCCCAGCAACCUGUUCGCCACCAAGAUGGCGGCUCGCGGCGCCACCGUCUACUACUACUACUUCACGCAGUAUAAGCCCAAACUUUUGGGGGCGGUGGGCGCAGGAACCCUGGGCGCCCCACCCAUGAGCCUCAAGGUGUCAGCGACUUCUCUAUUCAUGGGUGAAUAUAUAUAG